Messenger RNA from Closterium sp. Yama58-4, 2673 nucleotides. Lineage: Eukaryota; Viridiplantae; Streptophyta; Zygnematophyceae; Desmidiales; Closteriaceae. The record is from the annotation of a GenBank genome assembly.
AUGUCAGGGUGGGACGAGGGGCAGGUGUUCUACAGCAACCAGUCGUUCCCCGAGUCGGAAGGGCCGGCCGGCGACGACGCGCUGGGCGACGCGGGAAUCACGCGAUAUGCCGCGCAGAAGAAGCUUCGCGAGUUCGUGCGAAACUUCCACGAUCCGCAGUACCAUGACCGCUUCAUCUACAGCAUUGUCCCUCCCCCAAUCCGCCUGUUCCUGCUUCACAUGGCUCGGGCUGCACAGCACACGUCGUCUCCCGUUUCCCUUCUCCCACGGCAACCCCACUUCCCCCCAUUUCCCCCCUUCUCCUCAUUCCCCCCUUCCUCCCAUUCCUCCCCUUCCCCUCAUUUUCCCCCUCCCCCCAUUCCCCCCCUUCCCCCCAUGGCGCAGGGAGCGGCUGCAGGAGGGCGGGGGAGUGCUGGAGGACGUGGCGGUUUGGGGCCGGCUAACAGCACACCGUCUCUCCCCCCUCUCGUUCCCCACCCCGCCGUCACCCCCGGCUGUUGCAGGGAGCGGCUGCAGGAGGGCGGGGGAGUGCUGGAGGUGGACCUGGAGGACCUGGCGAGCAAGGAGGAGGGGCUGUGCCGCCUCAUGCGCACCCGCCCCGCUGAUAUGCUGCCGCUGGUCGGUGGGAUUCCCAUGGAUUUGUAUUGCCCUGCUCUACUUGUUUCUCAUAAGCAUCCCUAUUUGGAGGUGGCAGCAGCUGAGGUGGCAGCGAGUGUGCGGCAGAAGGUGAUGGGGGAGGGUGGGGAGCUGGAGGAUGCGCGAGUGCCGCCCGUGCAGGUGUUGCUCAAGAGCUCUGAAGACGCCAUGCCCAUCAGGGCUUUAACGGCGGCACAGAUCUCGCAUCUGGUGAAGAUCUCGGGCAUCGUGAUUGCAUCCUCGCGCGCCAAGGCGAAGGCGACGUCGGUGGUGCUGAUGUGCCGCGCCUGCAAGAACGUCAAGGCCAUCCCCUGCCGCCCGGGGCUGGGAGGCGCCAUCAUCCCCCGCACAUGCGACCGCACCCCCCAGCCAGGCGAGGAGCCAUGCGGGGUGGACCCGUGGGUGGUGCUGCCGGAUAGAAGCGAGUACGUGGACCAGCAGACCCUCAAACUGCAGGAGAAUCCCGAGGACGUGCCAACAGGUGAGAUGCCGCGCAGUGUGCUGCUCGCGGUGGAUCGCUCGCUGGUGCACCGCAUCGCCCCUGGCACGCGCAUCACCGUGUUUGGCAUCUUCAGCAUCUUCCAGGCCUCCGAUAAAUCCAAGUCGCGAGGGGCCAUGGCGGUGGCAAUACGGCAGCCAUACCUGCGAGUGGUGGGGGUGGAGAUGCCUGCAGAUGGCGCUGCCAGGUCCACCGCCUCCUCCUUCACCACUGACGAGGAGGCGGAGUUCAAGGACUUGAGCCGGCAGGGCGACGUGUACGGCGCCAUAAGCAGCCAGAUUGCGCCGUCCAUCUUCGGCCACGCCGACAUCAAGAAGGCCAUCGCCUGCCUGCUCUUCGGUGGCGCUCGCAAGUUACUGCCAGAUGGCGCAAGGCUGAGAGGCGACAUCAACGUGCUGCUGAUUGGUGAUCCCUCCACCGCCAAGUCCCAGUUUCUCAAGUUUGUGGAGAAGACAGCGCCCAUAGCGGUGUACACGUCAGGGAAGGGCUCCUCUGCUGCGGGUCUCACCGCCUCCGUCAUUCGUGAUGCCUCCUCUAGGGAGUUUUACCUGGAGGGGGGCGCCAUGGUGCUGGCAGACGGUGGUGUGGUGUGCAUCGAUGAGUUCGACAAGAUGCGCCCUGAGGACAGGGUGGCGAUACAUGAGGCGAUGGAGCAGCAGACGAUAAGCAUCGCCAAGGCGGGCAUCACCACGGUCCUCAACUCGCGCACCUCCGUGCUCGCCGCUGCCAACCCGCCCUCGGGGCGAUACGACGACCUCAAGACAGCACAGGAGAACAUAGAUCUGCAGAGCACCAUUCUGUCGCGCUUCGACCUCAUCUUCGUCGUCAAGGACACCCGCGACUUCAACCGCGACCUCCAAAUCGCGCGGCAUGUGGUGAACGUGCAUGCCAAGGCGGAUGCGGUGGUGGGGCAGGCGGACGAUGCCAUGGGGGGAAGGGCCGCCAUGGGGGAUGGUCCUGCUGGGGCGGGGGGCGUGGGGCACACGGGGAAGGAUGGGGAGCAGGAGAACUGGCUCAAGAGGUACAUAGAGUUUGCUCGCACGCGCUGCUCACCACGGCUGUCAGAGUCGGCAGCAACGCUCCUGCAAAACAACUAUGUGCAGAUCCGCCAGAACAUGCGGCGGAGGGCAACGGAGACGGGGGAGGCAUCAGCACUGCCAAUCACGGUUCGCCAGCUGGAGGCCAUCGUGAGGCUCUCAGAGUCCAUGGCACGCAUGCAGCUCUCCCCAGUGGCCACGGAGGAGCACGUCAUGGAGGCGCUGCGUCUCUUCCAUGUCGCGACGCUGGACGCCGCCCGGUCGGGCGUGGUGGACGGCGCAGUGCUCACGGACGAGCAGCGCCGCGAGGUGCAGCAGGUGGAGGGCGCGGUGCGGCGCCGCGUGGCCAUCGGGGGCUUCGUGUCCGAGCGGCGCCUGCUGGAUGACAUCACACGGUCGGGCAUCAGUGAGAGUGCGGUACGGCGAGCGCUGCUCAUCAUGGUGGCACGCGGAGAGGUGGAGUACCGACGGGAGAGGAGGGUCAUUUUCCGCAAAGUCUGA